AUGAUAUCACACCGAAUGAGUAAUCUCAUUGUAAAUGGUUUACACAGCCGAGAUCCAGCUGAGUUGAAGUCACCAUUAGUUAAUAAAGAGACUGAUUUAAAAGUGAAAAUAUUAAAACUUUAUCAGGCAGAGUUGAAUGCCAGCGAAGAAGCCUUGCAUAUUGCUCUUGUUGGUCUAAACAGGACCCUCUCUAGUGAUUAUCGGUCGCUAGAUAUUAUUAGGUUUAGUUGUGAAGCCAGACUAGCAGAGAUGCAAACAGCUGCAUUAAUAGUGGAGGGUAACCACAACGAUGUACUCAAACUAGUGAGCGAAGCAAAAAUGGCACCUGAACAUCUUAAUUCUUCGCAGGGUCAUCACAAAUUAAUGAAUGACAUUCUGGCAGAGAUUUCUCACGCUGCAGAUAAGUUGGAAAAACAAUUGAGAGAAGAUAUAUUUAGUGAUUUGGUCCAAGGAAAAGGACCAGUGCAUCAAGGAGCAGAAAUUGAGACUGUUGUCAAGUUAGGCAGUAAUAUUGGACAUUACAAAGAUCCUUUAGAUCAGGGUAGUGAGCACCAAGUGACUUUAGUAGAUUCUUUAAAUAACCAGUACACCCUCUCACGCCCACGUGAUCUCACUGUAUUAAUUGAUGAUCCCAAUCUUGUAAAGGACAUUGUAAUAUUACUGGUUUGUGUGUUUCGUUGUGGUGCUGUGUGUUGCUUGUUGGGCCUUCCGCCAUUAUUUGGGUAUGGAGUGGCAGGUAUGAUAUUGGGACCAGCUGGAUAUAAUAUUGUGAAAUCAGUUGUACAAGUUGAAACUAUAGGUGAAUUUGGUGCUGUUUUCAUUAUAUUUAUGGCAGGUCUGGAGUUCUCACUCGACAAACUUAAAAAGAUUAAAAAACUUAUUGAACCGAUUAGAGAAUUAUUUGCAGCAAUUUUCUUUGCAUCUGUAGGUUUUCAUGUCUUUCCUACUUUUCUUCUCUCUGAAUUUUUUACUAUUUUUUCUGUCACCUUUUCAUUAUCAAUGGCUCAAGUCAGUGAGUUCUCAUUUGUAUUAUGCAGUAGAGCACGUCGUCUGAGAAUCAUUACACGGGAGACGUAUUUGGUUUUACUUAGUGUAACAGCACUAAGUUUAAUUCUUUCUCCCAUCCUUUGGAGAUUGCCUCGCCUUUUAUCAGCAGUCAGUAGACCUCGGUCUCUCACACUGUAUCGAAUAAAAGAAAGAGAAAUGAAGACUGUGUUAAACAGACACUUCGAAAAAGGCCACAAGACCUCAGACUGA
This is a messenger RNA of Gigantopelta aegis, 1257 nucleotides long. RefSeq names its product transmembrane and coiled-coil domain-containing protein 3-like. NCBI's taxonomy places the organism in Eukaryota, Metazoa, Mollusca, Gastropoda, Neomphalida, Peltospiridae. Gene Ontology annotation, biological process: potassium ion transmembrane transport; proton transmembrane transport. The record is from RefSeq and is a predicted model, not a curated record. Gene Ontology annotation, molecular function: potassium:proton antiporter activity. Gene Ontology annotation, cellular component: membrane.